Messenger RNA from Durotheca rogersii, 2320 nucleotides. Its product is annotated as BPG-independent. Lineage: Eukaryota; Fungi; Ascomycota; Sordariomycetes; Xylariales; Xylariaceae. Gene Ontology annotation, molecular function: manganese ion binding. The record is from RefSeq and is a predicted model, not a curated record. The transcript has 3 exons. Gene Ontology annotation, cellular component: cytoplasm. The coding region runs from base 534 to 2096 and encodes 520 amino acids. Gene Ontology annotation, biological process: glucose catabolic process.
UAAUCGGUAUACAGUAUCAAGUCCAUUAGUUGCAAAUAAGCCACCGCUGCCAGCGGGGCGAAAUACCCAUAUCGCCAUCAUAGUCCCCCCUCGAGAUGACCUAACACAAUCGAUGAUAACCAACGGAUUGCGGCACGGCGCUGGCGAUAGGAGAGAGCAAGCCAGGAGAGAAAAAAAAAACACCACCCCCACUACGACAGACCGAUAGACCGAUAAGUAGUACCUCUCCUCUCAGCUCACUCCAUAGCAGCCCACCAUCAUCCGAAACACCUCAUCUCUCAACAACCCGCCCAUCCCAACUCCCCAAUUCCGACCCAUUGCUUGGUUGCGACUGGGAUAAAAUCACGCAGCGCCCCCGAAUCCAUCGGCAUCCCUGCUCCUCUCCCCGGUCCUCUCUUUAUUUUCGUCCACACGUCUGCCCAACCUACACCUUCUUCCUCUCUCCGGAGCAGCAUUCAGAGACGAACAAUCUCGCCCGCACCCGCACCUGCGCAUACACACAACAUACACCUUCAUAGAGACCCCAAGCAACCAUGACGACGCCAACGCAGAAGGCCUGCCUCAUCGUGAUUGACGGCUGGGGCAUCCCCUCUGCCGAGUCUCCCAAAGAUGGCGACGCCAUUGCUGCCGCCAAGACCCCCGUCAUGGACGAGCUCUCCAAGAGCCCGACCGGUUACACUGAGCUCGAAGCCUCCUCGCUUGCCGUCGGCCUUCCCGAGGGGCUCAUGGGCAACUCUGAGGUUGGUCACUUAAACAUCGGAGCCGGGCGAGUUGUAUGGCAAGACGUCGUCCGCAUCGACCAGACUAUCAAGAAGGGCGAGCUUCCCAACAAUGAGGUCAUCAAGAACGUCCUGCUGAGGGCGAAGAACGGGAAUGGAAGACUCCACUUGUGUGGUCUUGUUUCCCACGGGGGUGUCCACUCGAAACAAACACACCUAUACGCCCUGCUGAAGGCUGCCAAAGCUGCCGGUGUUCCUAAAGUUUUUAUCCACUUUUUCGGUGACGGCCGUGACACCGACCCUAAGUCCGGGGCAGGCUAUAUGCAGGAGCUCAUUGAUACGGCCAAGGAGAUCGGCGUUGGCGAGAUUGCUACUGUCGUAGGCCGAUAUUACGCCAUGGAUCGGGACAAGCGGUGGGACAGGGUUGAGGUUGCGUUGAAGGGCCUCAUCCUGGGCGAGGGAGAGCAGAGCUCGGAUCCCGUCCAGACCAUCAAGGAACGAUACGAGAAGGGCGAGAAUGACGAGUUCCUCAAGCCCAUCAUCGUAAACGGUCAGGAAGGCCGGAUCAGGGAUGGCGACGAAGUCUUCUUCUUCAACUACCGGUCUGACCGUGCCCGACAGAUCACGCAACUGCUUGGUGAUGUCGACCGCUCCCCCAAACCCGACUUCCCCUACCCCAAGAUUAACCUCGUAACCAUGACCCAAUACAAGGUGGGUUACCCAUUCGAGAUCGCAUUCGAGCCUCAGCGUAUGGAUAACGUGCUCGCCGAGUGGCUGGGCAAGCAGGGGGUCAAGCAGGUCCACAUUGCCGAGACCGAGAAGUAUGCCCAUGUUACGUUCUUCUUCAACGGCGGUGUCGAGAAGGUCUUCGCCCUGGAGACCCGAGACGAAUCUCAAGACCUCGUGCCAUCGAACAAGAGCGUCCCCACUUACGACAAGGCGCCAGAGAUGAGCGCCGACGGCGUGGCUAAGCAGGUCGUCAAGCGGCUCGGCGAACAGCAGUUCCCGUUCGUCAUGAACAACUUUGCCCCGCCAGAUAUGGUGGGCCACACGGGCGUGUACGAGGCCGCAAUUGUCGGGUGCGAGGCAACGGACAAGGCUAUCGGCUUGAUCCGUGACGCCUGUAAGAAGGAAGGCUACAUCCUGUUCAUCACCGCUGACCACGGCAAUGCCGAGGAGAUGAAAUUUCCCGACGGCAAGCCUAAGACCUCGCACACGACCAACAAGGUCCCAUUCAUCAUGGACAACGCACCCAGCGGGUGGUCUCUAAAGAAAGGGGCCGGCGUUCUGGGAGACGUCGCUCCAACGAUUCUGACGGCCAUGGGCUUACCAGUUCCCGAGGAUAUGACGGGCAAUAAUCUUCUGGUUGUGGCGUAGAGGGUGUAGGGGCCUAGGUAGAAAUGGGUACGUAGGAACAUCAGGCGUGGUUGGGACAAGGGUGCUAAAGGGAGAGGGCAUAAUUAGAGGUUACUACAGGAGUCGUAGAGAUACCAACCAUACAGAUGAAAAGAUGUGCUUUAUAACGAACCUGCCUUUCUUAUGCGCAUCCCGUGUCCAUCAUUUUACUAGGAACGUACCUACCUAAUUAAAACACGGAUCUG